UCUAGUUAUGAAUUAAUUCCCAUGUGCUUGUUUCUUAUUUACUUUGAAAAUUAAAAUUCAAACGUGAAAGCAUAAACAAGUUCAGUGACAUUGAUUGAGAAUGAAUUGUUGGAAAAGGUUGAGUGAAAAAUCUUAGCAUUAAGGUGAUUCACUAUCAGCAUUAAUUAGUGUAUGAACACUUAUAAGCUAUAUUCUGAACGGGGCAAGUUCGAGAAUAAAUAUUUUUUUGUGUGGACUAUAUCAAUUAAAGAGAGAAAAUGUCGAUGAAACGUGAAAUUAUGGUUCUUACGCUGCUAAUAAGAAUAUUUGAAGUUGACGGACUACACCGCUGAAGAGCGAGAUUAUUGAAAACUAACAUUUAUUGAGUUGUUAAAUUGAACUUUGAUGAACGAGACUGACGGUAACACCGGUUUUUCAAUGAGUUGACUCGUGCCAACGAGCGCAUCUGCUGACACAGCUGUGUCUGUUCAACAAGGUCUGGCUGUCAGAUUUCAACGUAGCUUCAUAUUGCAGUGGUUUGAUUUCAGAAUUAACCGUUCCGAAAUGCUGCGACGAACGCCAUGUUGCGAGACAUGGGCGACAUGAGCUUAAAUAUGGGCGACAUGAAAAGCAACAUGCGAGAUACGGCACGCAACAUGGAUGGUACGAUUCAUCAUAACAUGACUCGUAUCGAUGUCAACGUUGAUAACAGACGCGUUGACUUCAAUAACAAAGAAGACAUGAUUAACUGCAGAGGUAGUUUGAGCACCUCGAGGUAUGACCGAAGCGUCAACGCUGGUGACAAUAGAGGUAACAUGAGCGACAUUGGACUCAACAUGACUGACAUCAAAGGUAACAUGGACAACAUGAGGAGCAACAUGGUGGCUGACAUGGUUGAUGUACCACCACAGCACCGGCAUAAGACAGCUACCAGAAGGCUGGACGAGUACCAAGACGGUUGCUUCAUCGAUGCGCUCAAGGUGGUACCUGGUCGCCGGACUGCGCAGGACCUGGAGGUGAUAUAUCACUGGCUACGCUCCAUGGAGGCGCUGUGUUGGCUGAGGGAAGCAGCGUUGCGCUCCCUGGCGACCUCCGUGCGAUACGAGACCCAUGGAGCCAACGACAUCCUUUACUGUCGCGGGGAGCUCGCUACGUGUUGGUACAUCCUGCUGCGCGGCUCCGUCUUCAUAGACGGCUCCAUGUUCCUGCCGCGCUCCAGGUGA
Messenger RNA from Hyalella azteca, 1202 nucleotides. RefSeq lists its product as uncharacterized. Lineage: Eukaryota; Metazoa; Arthropoda; Malacostraca; Amphipoda; Hyalellidae. The transcript is spliced from 3 exons. The record is from RefSeq and is a predicted model, not a curated record. The coding region runs from base 561 to 1202 and encodes 213 amino acids.